Ceratina calcarata is the source of this 2255-nucleotide messenger RNA. RefSeq lists its product as uncharacterized. The record is from RefSeq and is a predicted model, not a curated record. Gene Ontology annotation, molecular function: protein dimerization activity. NCBI's taxonomy places the organism in Eukaryota, Metazoa, Arthropoda, Insecta, Hymenoptera, Apidae. The transcript has 2 exons. The coding region runs from base 80 to 2170 and encodes 696 amino acids.
AAAAGAGGUUGAAACUUGUUACUGUUUUCUUGUUACGCUUUCUUACUUUCUUCGUGGAAUUAUUGUUUUCAUUAUUACGAUGAGUGAUCGCGUGAGAUCAGGCAGUGAUAGUGGUAUGACACCGCCUCCGACGAAGAAAGCGGCUCGUCGACAGCCAUUCUGCCUAUCCUGGUUGGAGGAACCUGAAUUUUCACCUUGGCUGGCAAGAUGCGAAGACAAUGAAUACAAAGCCAAAUGUCUUGCUUGCAACAAGACGUUGCGAGCUGGAAAGAACGAUUUACGGAAGCAUUCCGGUACGCAAAAACAUUUAACCAGGCUUCUAAACACGAAAAUAGAAACCUUGGAAGAAAAAUGUUCAUCCUCAUCCUUGCUGUCGUAUGCUGAGAGGGUAAAAAGAGAAGAAAUUGUUUCCGUUCUGGACAUAGUAGAGCACAGAAGAAGUUUUUACUCGUUCAAUCAUUCUGCUGAAAUGACCAACCGAGCAGAAUGCGACUCAAAUAUCAUAAAAAACAAAAAAUUGAAAAGAACGAAAAUUGUCGCAAUUCUGAAGAAUGUAUUGAAUAAAGCUGUCGUUGACAAGGUGACAACAAUAUUAAGAAGCAUCCCGUUUUCAAUAUUAGUGGAUGAAAGUACCGACAUGUCAGGCAAUAAAAAUCUAUGUAUUCUUGCGAGGUACAUGUAUGAAGGCAAAAUACAAACGUACUUGCUAGAUUACUUUCAACUGAAAGAUGGAAAAGCUGAGUAUCUGUAUACAUGUUUUCAGCAGAUUAUGGAAAGAUACAAAUUGCCUACGAGCAACAUUAUUGGAAUUUGCAUUGAUAAUGCAAACGUUAUGUUAGACAAGCGCAAUUCGUUUGUAUCCGGUUUAAUAGAGGAUAAUAAGAACGAAGUCGCUAUAUUUCCAUGUAUUUGUAACUCAAUGAAUUUAGUAGCCUCUUAUGCAUGUGAAUGCCUACCGAAACAUGUUGCGAAGUUAUUGCACAUGUUAUAUAAUUACUUUGCCAAUAGCAAUAAGAAACAGCAAGGGUUGGAGGAGUUGCAAGAAAUAAUGAAUAUGACGAGGCAGAAGAUGCGUGAACCAGCCAAACCUAAAUGGUUGACUUUAGCACAAAGUGUCGAAAGUGUGGUAAAGCAAUGGGACACUUUAUACGAAUUCUUUGCUGCAGAAAUAAGUAAAGAUGUUACACUUUGUGGGGUCCAUAAUUCAGUGACAGCUAUUUUCAACCAUUUGAACUGUUUAUAUACCAAAGCAUACUUAAACUUCUUAAAUUAUAUUUUAAAGUUGAUUCAUCAAUUUAAUACAUUGUUCCAGACAGAUGAGGUCCUCAUACAUUGUUUUAUGGCGGAGUGUGAUCGAUUUUUGCGUGUCAUAGCUUUUAAUUUCAUGCAUCCACAAAUCGUAGAUAGGGACGAUUUACAUUUAAUAGAUCCGUGUAAUGUGGGUAAUUUGUUACCCAUACAAUCUAUCACUAUAGGUCAUGAGGCAAAAAAUAUUAUACAGGAAUUGAGAACUUCAGGAGAUGAUGAUAAGGAGAUAAGAAUUACCGAAUUCUAUCAAAAUUGCCAACAAUUUUAUCAAGAACUUUUUAAAGGAGUUAUUCAAAGACUACCAUACACAGAAUCAUUCAUGAGAAAAUUAUCAUUUUUAAUACCAGAAAAGGCAUUGAGUCUUAACAAAUGUGACGAUGAUAUUGAAAUAAUAGCCAAAAAAUUUAAAUCAAAAGUCAACGUAGGGGACACGAUGACAGAAUGGCGCAUCAUGACAUUUCAUUUCGACAAGGAAUUGCGUGAGGAGAUGAAGAAGUUAAACGUGUGCGAAUUCUGGGAGAGAAUUAAAGAAGUAGAAGACUAUGCUGGCAAACAAAAAUUUAACAACAUGUAUACAUUAGCCCAAAUAUGUUUAUCUUUACCACAUUCAAAUGCGGAAAUUGAAAGACUGUUUUCUCUAGUCAAUGAAGUAAAAACGAAAGAUAGAAAUGGUUUAAAACCUGAGACAGUAGCUGCGUUGACAAGAGUUCGUUUAGAUUUAAGAAAUACUAAUACUACUUGUACAAAUUACCCAAUCACACGUGAGAUGCUGCAAUUUGACUCUAGUAUAUACGAAAGGAACAGUUUUUCACAAGAAAUAAGCAAAGUAAUUAUUCAAGAUGAAACUAAGAACAGCGAUUGAAGUCUAAAUGUCUAUAUUAAUAUUUUUAUGUACAAUAAUGUUCUUACUAAUAGUUGUAUUGAUAAGAAUAAAUUAUUUUUCAAGA